Messenger RNA from Cucurbitaria berberidis CBS 394.84, 2115 nucleotides. RefSeq lists its product as uncharacterized. The transcript is spliced from 2 exons. The record is from RefSeq and is a predicted model, not a curated record. Bases 1 to 2115 code for a protein of 704 amino acids. NCBI's taxonomy places the organism in Eukaryota, Fungi, Ascomycota, Dothideomycetes, Pleosporales, Cucurbitariaceae.
AUGCGGCUUCGACUGACGGUACAGCGGAACGGCUUGCCUGCCGCCAACAUCCUCUGGAGCGUGCCCGAUACGAAUAGCCCGCAGGCUUACACCAUCACGCGCCUGCUUGAAGACGUCAAUCAUAUCAUUCCGCUAGAGGCAGAGCAUUGGGGCUUGGAGCACUAUGUCGUUGAAGUAGAUGGGUUUGAGUGUCUGCACUUCUCACCCAUAUCACAGGCGCUAAAGGAGGACGACCAUGUCUCCAUCCGCCCGCUCAUGACUGCCGAAGUUCGCGCACGCACACUCACCGGCCGCCACCAGAUAUCAGACGAUGGGCGACACCUCGUUGACGGUGUACCCUUUGGACGACCGUACCUAAGACAUCCACAUCGACCGGCCGUACGGAUACCAUCGCGCAAGCGACAACGACUCGACGAGGCAGAGACAGACGAGCAUGUUGAGGUUACAGGCUUGUUGACUGCGAAUGGCGAGGGGAGCGAGGAGCCGGUGGAAGGCUCAAUAAUGGCCACCUCUACCAAUCGAGAAGUUAGGUCACGGCAAGGCUCCAAGUCGGUACAGUUCCAGCAGUCAGGGCUAGACGAGGAUGGUGAUAGCGAGGAGGACGACGAAGACUUUGCGCCUGAAAGAGAUAGCGCCGAUGACAUUUCCAUGGAUGACGAUUCAGACACAGAUUCGGAUGCAGAAUCUGGUUCAGACACCUCAGACUCAGACUCAGGUUCAGAUUCUUCUAGUGACAGCGACAGCGACAGCGACAGCGACUCGGACAGUGAGAGUGAGGCAAGUUCACCGCCUGAGAUCAUGUCGUCUAAGGAUGGCACGAGGAUGCAGAGUACCGUGACGCCAAAGCAUGUGCUUCCAGGUGAAGGCCGAACGACCACCAAAUCUAGAAAUGCUCGUCGCACUAUGACCAAUCGUCUGCGGCGUCUGAAAGAAUCUGGUGAGCUUCACGAAGACGCUGACUUGAGUGAUCUGCGGAAGUACGAAGAUGCAAACAACAGCAACACACUGGAAGAACCCGAUGCGUCAGAACCUUGCUCCAACCUGACAGGGAAGAGGAAACGAGUGGCGGACGAGGAGUGUUCAGAGGCAGUUGCCGAGGACAUUAGCGAACUCGAGCAACGCAAACGAGAGUUGAUGGCAAGAUUUGGCGAGGAGACGUCCAGUAAUACUGUACAGGGAGAUGGAACCGCCCAGCCUCAACCUCCCGUUGUCGAGCCAGCGGUCGUAUCACCACCAACUCUUUCGAGUGAGGAGCCACCAACGAAGAAAGAGACACCUUCCAAGCGAUUACGACCAGACAUUUCCGCCAUCAGCCGGAUCCUUGCUCGUCAGGCAGCGAGACCUGCUGCCAAGAAGGCGAAGACCAAGUCCACAGUCGAAGAAGUACCAGAGCCUCAAGGCGCCUCAGAGCCCGACUUCUGGAAAUCCAGAAUCAACCUCUCAGCAUUCGAAUGCUGGGAAGAAGACUUCGAGCUUACCGCCCCUCCUUUUCCCUUCCAGCAGCACUGGGAUCCAGCGAGCAGGCUCAUGCGCGAAAAAGCGUCCAGCAAGAAGAAAGGGAAGAAAGGCAGAAAGGAUGCGCCACGCGACUCCAUCGCUGCUGAGGAAGAGGAAGAAGGGGAGGAGGAGGAGAAGAUAAUACUGGAUUACGAUGAUGCUCCAGCGACAGAAAAUCCAGAUGCAGAGAUCAAUGCAGCUAUCGAGAGCCAGCUAAGACAGGAUGUCGCAACAGCUGCGCAGUCAGAUCUACCUCUGCCUCCUGACGACAUGAGCACAUUGCCUGGCCUCACCUCCUUCGAUAUCAAAGAAGGCGCUGUCAUCGUGUGCAAGUUCUUCAGCGUAAAUCCCAUCACCAUCACACCUGAAAUUAGUGACUACAAGACGGCAGUUGUUGAACGAGAAGGAGAUUCAGGUAAUGGUGCGGGUACGAUACGGCUCAAGAUUGCAGAGCGUGAUUUGCCUAAGAAAGAGAAAAGAUUUGAUAGCAAGGGUAAUCGGAUAUAUGGUGCUGGGGACGGAUUCUUCAUGGACGAUGACGACGACGAGGACGACGAAGGCUUGUGGGAGGGCCAGUUCAGUGAGCUUCUUGAGCCAAAGCUUCUCAAGGCUGUGUGA